Messenger RNA from Hypoxylon fragiforme, 1900 nucleotides. RefSeq lists its product as uncharacterized. Gene Ontology annotation, biological process: carbohydrate metabolic process. The transcript has a single exon. Gene Ontology annotation, molecular function: hydrolase activity, acting on carbon-nitrogen (but not peptide) bonds. The record is from RefSeq and is a predicted model, not a curated record. Bases 633 to 1439 code for a protein of 268 amino acids. Gene Ontology annotation, cellular component: membrane. NCBI's taxonomy places the organism in Eukaryota, Fungi, Ascomycota, Sordariomycetes, Xylariales, Hypoxylaceae.
AUCAAUAGUAACCUACGCUAGUAGAUAUGCUUAAAUGUAACAAAUGCUACGAAUAGUUAUAUAAACUUUGGAUACAUAGUACAUACCCACUGUAACAGUGGAGAGAGAUCGUCAUCUAAGUUUGAUGCAACCACUAAAAUUAGCAACUACAAGAUUGAAUUAAGCCACUAACCCCCUAAUUAACAUACUUUAUGUGCAUUCUUCUUUUUUUUAGCGUAUCUUGGAUCCAAUCUUUAAUUCCUGUCCAAGUUUCACCUUCUUUCCUUUUAAGUAAAUGUUGUUCGGUAUCUUUUCUUAGUCGAGACAAUCACAACAACCAACAUCAACAGCCAACAAGUCGAAGCCGAGAACGAAAACGAGAACGAGCACAAGAACGACACCGCUAUACCGCAUGACGAAGAGUAACGGACUUCCGGUUCGUCGUACAAUAUCAGACGUAUCUACCUAGGCACCUAGACAUAUACCCAAGUACGCACACUGCAUAAUUACCUAGGUUAGACAGACAGGAGUACACAGCAUAGUACGAGUAGCAUGUACCACGACGCAUAGGUGCUAAAAUCGUAACCAUCCGAAACCAAUCGAUUAAGAGAUUCCAUAUCGAUGGUACCUCCCUUAGCUGCGAAUCGAAGCAAAUGCUGCGCUUGCCCGCGCUCUUUCGCCUGCCCUCGAAGCUGCGGCGCCGGGCCAGGCGUCGGAGGAUGAAUACCCUUAUGUUCCUACUACUUGUGCUUUUGCUGCUCCUCGUUCCUUUCUACGUUGUGUACAAACCCCCGCGGGCCCUCAUAUCCUAUUUUGCCCACCGCUGGCCCGACGUGUUAUGGGAAGUCCAAACCGACAAGAAGAUUGUCGCCCUCACCAUCGACGACGCCCCCUCCGAACACACUCAGGAGAUCUUGGGCGUUCUCAACGGCCAUGAAGCCACAGCUACAUUCUUCGUCAUAGGCGGCCAGGUCUCCGGUCGCGAGGAGACCCUGGCGGAUAUCGUGCGUAGCGGUAGUGAGCUGGGCAACCAUGCCAUGCACGACGAGCCAUCGCGCGCGCUGCCCGACGAGGAGCUCGCGACGCAAAUCGAGACGGUGCGAGGGAAGAUCCAGCAGGCGUACAUCACGGCAAACGGCGAAGAAAACACGGUGAUGCCGCCGCAGUACUUCCGGCCGGGAUCGGGCUUCUUCAGCGACCGGAUGCGCAGCGUCGUCGCGAAGCUCGGGUACAGGAUGGUCCUCGGCAGCGUGUACCCACACGACCCGCAGAUCAGCUUCGCUUGGCUCAACGCGCGCCAUAUCAUCAGCAUGGUGCGGCCGGGGGCCAUCAUCAUCUGCCACGACCGCAGAGGCUGGACCGCCCCCAUGCUGCGCACGGUCCUGAAGAGGCUCCAGAAGGACGGGUACCGCGUCGUCAGCUUGAGCGAGAUGCUCGCCGAGACGCAGCAUAAGCGCUGAGAGAAUUUGGCGUUGCUUACUAGUCUGAUCCUAAUAAAGGGCGGACUUGUUUGAAAGAAUAUGGGGUGGAAGGGAGAAAGAGGUGAUAAUAACACCCGCGUAUCCACCUAAGCCCCUGUUAUAGCGCACCGCUUCGACGAUUGCUCGCUCGUAGAGGCAUCUAUCCUGUCUGGUAGGGAUCUUAUCUUCUACCUCAGGUACCCCUCGACGAAAACUAAGGCACUGCUGAUGCCAUUGCCUACAUCACUCCGUGUCGCGUGUUGAUGGAAACGCUGGGCUGGCUGCGUGUAGACGAGGCCGGAAUCUCUCUCGAUUAGUAUAUAGGUACGGCAUACGAAUAUAGACACCCAUUUGUAUAAGUACUGGGUACUGGGCGCUGUGCAUACAUAGAGGAAUAGCUGAUGCUACAUAAUGAAAUGAAUAUAUCUAAGGAAUAAAUUAUAUUAAUUCCGUUCUUGAAA